Pistacia vera is the source of this 1254-nucleotide messenger RNA. RefSeq names its product UPF0481 protein At3g47200-like. The transcript has a single exon. Bases 1 to 1254 code for a protein of 417 amino acids. Lineage: Eukaryota; Viridiplantae; Streptophyta; Magnoliopsida; Sapindales; Anacardiaceae. The record is from RefSeq and is a predicted model, not a curated record.
AUGGGGAACGUUUUCGCAGCUGAUUAUCCUAAUGCAGGAGUGCCUUGUAUUCACAAGGUUCCUACGAAUCUUCGAAGAGAAAACGAAGGAGCCUGCACUCCUCUACUAAUUGCAAUAGGCCCUUAUCACCAUGGCAAAGUAGAAUUGGCUGACAUGGAAGAGCAUAAAAUGAGAUAUAAGGAAGAAUUUAACGAUCGAUUCGGCCAGGAUAAACAGAAGGAAUUCAAAAAAUAUAUCAGAGACAACGAAAGUCAAAUCCGCCGUUAUUAUGCUGACCCAUCCAACCUUUCGAGUGCAAACUUUGUUAAAAUGAUUCUACUUGAUUCUGUCUUCAUCAUCGAGCUCUUCUUGAGAUAUUACCGUAGAGAUAGAAGAAAUUUCUUGGUAGAGAACUUAUGGCUAGGGGCUAUAAGACGGGACUUGCAAUUACUCGAAAAUCAGCUUCCGUAUUUUGUGCUUGAAGAAUUAUAUGAGUUGGCCUUCCCUUCCCCAGCACUGGAUGAGAACUUAAUUCCACCCUUCCGUUAUCUUUCUUGUGUUUUCUUUUGCCUCCAUGUCCCGCCCAACAUACCACCUCUAAACAAAGAGAUCAAAGUUAAACAUUUCACCGAUUUAUGUAGACAAGCUCUAAUGGGAACUAAGAAACCCAAGUUAGAUGCCAUCAAAACCGUGAAAGGAUUACCGCGUGCAGUCGAGUUGCGAAAGUCGGGAGUGAAGUUUAGGCCUCACAUGGAUCGGAAGAAAUAUUUAGUUGACAUAAACUUGAGAAGGAGAAAACGACCAGUACCCUUAUUUAAUGUAGUUGAGCUGCAAAUCCCACCAAUGUGCAUUAACAAUUACACAGAAAGUUUGAUCCGAAAUGUGAUGGCCUUCGAGCAGUGCUAUUAUCCAUCAUAUGCCUACGUUUGCAGUUAUAUUGGACUAAUGGGUUGUAUAAUCGCAGAUGAAAAAGAUGUGGAUUUGCUUGUUAGGAAAGAGAUUAUUUCCAAUCAGGUAGGCAGCAAUGCUGUGAUUGUGGACAUUUUCAAGAAACUCGGCAAAAAAAUUAGACCAAGUUUUUCCUAUUACUCCGACAUUUGUGAUGAUCUGAGAGACCACUACCACAAUCCUUGGAACCAUACCAUUGCAAAAUUGAAACGUAAGUAUUUCAAAAAUCCUUGGAGAGGUACCAGAACUGUUGUUGCAACUAUAUGUCUGCUGCUCGCUUUCAUACAAAUUUUAAUUCCUAUCCUUGAUGUUGUCUUGGCUGAAUAA